Chenopodium quinoa (quinoa) is the source of this 1473-nucleotide messenger RNA. RefSeq lists its product as uncharacterized. Gene Ontology annotation, molecular function: nucleic acid binding; zinc ion binding. The record is from RefSeq and is a predicted model, not a curated record. Bases 1 to 1473 code for a protein of 490 amino acids. The transcript has a single exon. Lineage: Eukaryota; Viridiplantae; Streptophyta; Magnoliopsida; Caryophyllales; Amaranthaceae.
AUGCCCACAUGUAGCUCAGGUUCAGAAGAUCUUGAACCAUUUGAUUCUGAGAUUGAGGCAACUAUAAGAAGAAGGAGAACAAGUAACAGAAGCAGGAGAAACAUGGUAGACCAACCAACUAAAUCCCUCUUGGAGUACGGUAUUCCUGAUAUGACUACCGGAGUCCUUUCAACCAUCAUAAGACCACCAGUCACGGCUCAGCACUUCGAGCUCAAGCCACAGUUCAUACAGUUCAUCUCCAAUAAUUCAUUCACAGGGCUACCACACGAUUGCCCCGUAAGCCAUAUAGAUAGCUUUUUGGAGAAAUGUGACAUUAUGAAGUUGAAUGGUGUUACAGAUGAUGCAAUCAGACUACGCCUUUUCCCCUUCUCACUUCGAGACAGGGCAAAGGAGUGGUUAAGAGAUGAAGGCACUGGCUCGUUCGAUACAUGGGACAAGUUAGUGAAGGCCUUCCUAGUGAAGUUUUUAGGGAAUGAGAAGACUGCAAGAUUGAGGAAUGAGCUACAAACUUUUAAGCAGUCAGAUGAUGAGUCUCUCUAUGAGGCUUGGAUGAGAUUUAAAAGAUUGCAGAGACAAUGCCCUCACCAUGGCAUUCCAGAUUGGAUUUUGAUGCAAACCUUUUACAAUGGCAUGACUCAUGAGUUCCGUAUUUACAUAGAUGCUGCGUCAGGAGGUUCUCUCUUGACAAAGAACCCCACUGAAGCUAGGGAGCUCAUAGAGAAGAUGGCGGCUAAUGAUAACUAUCAUCCUGGAGGCCGAAACACUGUGAAAAAGGGAGGUAAACUUGAUGUUGAUGCUUUAACUAUGCUAACUAGUUCUGUGCAGGCACUAACAAGCAGGUUUGAUAAGUUCCAAGUAGGAACUUCUAACACCCCACAGGAGUUGUGUCAGUUAUGUAAUGUGCAGGGUCAUGUUGCUCCAGAUUGCCCACAGAUUUCGCAGAAUACGGAAGAGAUGUCAAUCGAGCAAGCCAAUGGUUUCUACUCCUCUAACCCAAAGAGACCUUAUGACCCUUAUUCCAACACCUACAAUGAAGGAUGGAAACAUCAUCCUAACUUCUCAUACAAAAAUUCCCAAGCACAACAAAACCCUCCACCACCACCUCCACCCAACACCUACAACCAACCACCACCUGGUUUCCAACAGAAAACACCCAAUGCCCACCAACCAAUGCAACAACAACCUCAGAAAUCAAGCCUAGAGGUGACAUUAGAGAGCUUUAUAACCGCAACAAACAGUGCCAUCCAACAUCAAAAUAGCUCUAUCCAACAGUUGCAGGCUCAGGGUAAACUUAUGGAGAAUCAGAUAAGCCAAUUGGCCAACCAAUUUAGCCAAGCCCUAAAGACUCCAGGAACCUUCCCGGGCCAGACUGAACAAUCUCAAAAAGGCAAAAUAAAUGUCAUCACCCUGAGGAGUGGAAAGCAGUUGGAAGAUCCUCCUACUAAGGAGCCAUCAAGGGAGGUCAUUGAAUAA